Messenger RNA from Phaeoacremonium minimum UCRPA7, 1104 nucleotides. RefSeq names its product putative mitogen-activated protein kinase organizer 1 protein. Gene Ontology annotation, molecular function: protein binding. Gene Ontology annotation, cellular component: catalytic step 2 spliceosome. Gene Ontology annotation, biological process: mRNA splicing, via spliceosome. The record is from RefSeq and is a predicted model, not a curated record. Lineage: Eukaryota; Fungi; Ascomycota; Sordariomycetes; Togniniales; Togniniaceae. The transcript is spliced from 2 exons. Bases 1 to 1104 code for a protein of 367 amino acids.
AUGGCUCUCCCUAAUAAGCCUGCAGCCCAUCUUCUGGGAUCAAAUGGCCCCAUUCAUGCGGUGACAUACUCGGCUUCACCAGGGACCUAUAUCUUGACUGGCUCUGCAGACCGCUCCAUCAGGCUGUACAACCCGAGCCCAAGCACCGCAGUGCAUCCUGCCAACUCUUACAUCUCCAAGCAGCAAGCCAAACAGGCGCCCGCUGUUCCUGAGGGUCGCUUGAUUCAGACGUACGCGGCUCAUGGUUACGAGGUUCUAUCUCUUGCCGUCGCCUCAGACAAUGCACGCUUUGCCUCGUCUGGUGGCGACCGUGCCGUUUUUCUGUGGGAUGUGACCACCGCACAAACGCUGCGCCGUUUCUCAGGUAAUGGAGUCCACGGCCACGGAAGCCGAAUUAACUGUGUUGCUUUCGGCGGCGCCGAUGAUAGUCUUGUCAUCAGCGGUGGUUUUGACACAACUGUGCGCAUAUGGGAUACGAAGAGCGGUGGCACUGGUGGUGGCAAGCCGAUCCAAAUUCUGACGGAAGCAAGAGACGCGGUGUCGGCUUUGGUGGUCCGCGGCCCGGAAAUUAUCACGGGCAGUGUGGAUGGGCGCGUGCGCACCUACGACAUCCGCAUGGGGUCGGUGGCCACAGAUGUCAUUGGGCCAAGCGUCACGAGCCUUAGCCUGACCAUGGAUGGAAAUACAGUAUUAGUUGGCAGUCUCGAUAGCAAAGUGCGCCUGAUGGAUCGAGAGAAUGGGACGUGUCUCAUGACAUAUGCCGAUGAGGAGUGGCGGAACGAAGAGCUACGGGUGCAAUCUAUUCUUGGCGGCAAGGAGAAAUACGUUGUGGCGGGCGAUGAAAUGACUACUGUAGGCGGCGCCUCCGGCGGUGAUGGGAGGCUAUGGGCGUGGGAUCUUCUUACUGGAAAACUGGUUGCUCGAAUUACCGUUCCAUGGGGGCCAACGGCGAACGAAUCACGGAAGAAGGUAAUUGGAAGGGAUGGCAAAGAGAAGGAGAGGAAGAACAUUGUGAGCUGCCUCGCAUGGAGAGAACAAGGCUGGGGAGGCCAAUUCUGCGUAGGCGGCACAUCUGGAGUCGUGACAGUGUUUGGCUCUGUCUGA